CUUUGCGACUUUGACUUCUUGAUCAGAUCAUCUUCCUUUUUGACCAGACAACGAGCCUCACCUUUUGACCCAACACAAUCACUUGGCAGCGUAACGGAACCUUCCACCAGACACCAGCUUUACAUCAGUCAAACAUAUCACGACAGAACUACCACAUAUCCCAAGCACGCAACCACGAAGCUUAAGCGUUCAUAACAACCCCCCUCCCCCGCGCAGCUUCCCCGCCAGAUCCCCAGCUUCGCAAACUCCAGAUUUAUCAUCAUGAGCGGAGACGAUGACUGGUGGACGUCUUCCAACGAGGCCCUCCUGGUCUCGCUCGUCACCCCCUCCGACACUGGCGUGAAAACACUGGACACGUUCCACCCAGAAUACACAAACAACAUCUUUGGCGAAAAAGAACAAAUCUUUGGCUACAAGGGUCUGCGCAUUAAUCUGCAGUACAAUGCCAGUGACAUGCUGCCCAACCUCAAGGUGUCCUACAAGAAAAAGUACCAGCCCACAGCCGACGAAGAGGCCCUCGACAUCAACGAGGUCCUGUCCGAGUUCCUCCCCGAAAUCGCCUUCCAGAAGCAAUCCGACUUCGAAACCCGGCUCAAGUCCAUUCCCGACAACUGGACCCCGCCCGGAACUCUCGUCACAAGCUUCACCAACAAAGAUGGGGAAUACGAAGUGUACAGCGGCAAGAUCACAGACCCUGCCGUCAAACAGCUCCUCAACCGCAUCCAGAUUCUCGUUCCCUUCUUUGUCGACGGAGGCACCCCUAUCGACAUGGAAGAUCCCGACGUCGACCGAUGGACAAUCUAUUUCCUCUACAACAAGCGUCCUCUUCUCAACCAACCCGACAAAUUCUCCUACCAUUUCGCUGGCUACAGUACCCUCUACCGAUACUAUGCCUUCCAACCACCCGCCGAGUCCGAAUCCAAGACCCCGACCGAUACCCCGACCUUCUCCGUCGACGGCGACUUCGACCUCGACACUCUCCCCUGCCGCACCCGCAUCUCCCAGUUCAUCAUCAUUCCGCCCUUCCAGCAAAAGGGCCUCGGCUCGCGCCUCUACAGUAUUAUUUAUCAGCAAUAUCUUAAGCACGAGCCUACCAUUGAGUUGACGGUGGAAGACCCCAACGAGGCCUUCGAUGACAUGCGCGAUCUCGCCGACCUCGCAUUCCUCAGCAAACAACCCGAGUUCCAAGCGCUCAAGAUCGACACCAGCGUCGAGAUUCCCGAGGAGGGCAAAGCACCCAGCAAUAUUGUCGACCAAGCAGCCUGGGAAGCCUGCCGAAAGAAGUUCAAGAUCGUGCCUCGGCAGUUUGCCCGCGUGCUCGAGAUGUACCUGAUGUCCCAGCUCCCCGAGAGCGUCCGGCCAGGACUGGGCGCUCCCGAGGAUGAGGACUACGAGGAGCAGAGCGGCAGAAGCAAGAGCAAGGGCCAUGAAAAGGCCCUGCCAAAGCCCACCCCCGAAGACGAGCAUACGUAUAGGUUAUGGAUGAUGCUCGUCAAGCGGAGGCUAUACGUGCACAACAGGGACGCGCUGGGCCAGCUGGAGCUUAAGGAGCGCAGGGAGGAGCUGGCCAAGGUUUUUGCUGGUGUGGAGUUUGAUUAUGCUCGGUUGCUGAUCAAGGCUGAGGAGCAGGGCAAGCUGGCUCAGGCUGAUGGUGAGACUGCCGGUGAUCAAGUGCCGGCUACUCCUUCUGCUGCUAAUGGUAAGCGCAAGUUGGACGAGGUUGAGCAGGCGGAGGGAACAGCUGCUGCGUCGAGCAAAAAGGCCAAGGUCGAGAGCGGACAUGCAUAGAGCCUACCUCUCUACCCAUGUCCAAGUCCAAAGUACAGGAGGGAUGGGUGGUCAAUGGUACCUGUAGGGGUUUGAGCAUCGAAAAUAUGGCAUUUUUCCCCGUAUGAUAUGAGGUGGUAUCCAUAAUGCAUACUAGCCUAAGUAUGCUUGGGGUGGAUGUCUUGCACAUAGGUUGAAAGUAGCAUUGUUGGUGCGAGCAUAUGUUUUUCCCUGUAUGACUCUAUUUGUUGUUUGUUUGUACAUAUUGAAAGGGCGUCUGGCGCCUUUUUAUGUUCUCUAACUAUCUAUGAACCUCGACCCAUUCUUUCUGAGGGGGGUUGGAGAUAAAUAAUGUCAUGAACCUCCGUGUGCGGUUCACUAUCCACCUGUCUGUCUACCUUUGGUAUUUCGGUUUCGAGACUUUCUAGGUUUUCCGUCUAGAGGUAGGCUUUUACCAACACCGUCUAGGACCUCCCUUCGGCAGACCCCGCCCACUCCAUAUCCUCACCUCCCCUUUUCUCUAGGGCUCUAAUGCCUAGUACCAUUGACAUUCUUCGCUCCCCCUCCUCCCAACAAGCUCGCAACAACCGUCGCCUCCCUAACCGCCCUCGCAACCGCCGCUCUAACCCCACCCUCUUCCAACACCAACAACCCGCCAAUCGUGCACCCGCCCGGCGUGCUCACCUUCUCCCUCAAGAUCGCCGGAUGCUCUCCCUCCAGCACGAGCCCAGCAGCACCCCUCAUGGUCUGCGCCGCCAUCCUGUUCGCCUCCGCCCUAGGCAACCCCAUCGCCACACCUCCAUCCGCCGCCGCCUCCAUCAUCAGCGCGAAGAACGCCGUGCCCGAAGCACACAAAGAAGUGCACGCGUCCAUCAAGUGCGGAGGCAAAUACACGACCUCGCCGAUCCUCUCAAAAAUCCACGUCAGCAGCUCCGUGACGGUAUCCGGCAGCGGGGGGUCAACCGUGUUGAUAACCGUCAUGCUCUCUCUGAUCUUGCUGGCCGUGUUGGGCAUCGCGCGCACCACAAUCGGCAAGUUAUCAGCGGACAGUCCGACGUCCUCGCGCAAGACCCGCUCCAGGUCCGGAACCGUCACGCCCGCGCAGAUGGAAAUGAUGAUCUUUUGGGACCGCGCGUGGCCUUCGGUGUGCUUGACUGUCAGAGCAUCUUUCAUGCCGGAUGCGGAAAGUAGGCCAGAGACCAUGUAGGGCUUGCACCCGAGGAGGAUGAUGUCGGCUUCGGCGGCGGCGGAGACGUUGGAGGUGGAUUGGAGGACGCGCAGAGUAGAAACGGAGGGCUUGACGAGCGGGGAGAGGGCGGACUCGACUUUGGCGACGGAGGAU
This is a messenger RNA of Neurospora crassa OR74A, 3109 nucleotides long. RefSeq names its product histone acetyltransferase type B catalytic subunit (gene hat-1). The transcript has 2 exons. NCBI's taxonomy places the organism in Eukaryota, Fungi, Ascomycota, Sordariomycetes, Sordariales, Sordariaceae. Gene Ontology annotation, molecular function: histone H4 acetyltransferase activity; histone binding. Gene Ontology annotation, biological process: subtelomeric heterochromatin formation. Bases 262 to 1788 code for a protein of 508 amino acids. The record is from RefSeq and is a predicted model, not a curated record. Gene Ontology annotation, cellular component: nucleus.